AUCAUUUAUCCCACUUGUGAAUGAUCCUCCCAACUUUAUAAAUGGGAAGACUUCGGCGCUUCAUGCUCACAAGUCGUUCUGUCCUCUAUGAGUUCUUUCCUAAAGCUCGGUCUUAUUUCUUGAAAUUCCGAUCGAGUCAGCAGCACUACACCAGCAAAAAAAAAUUUGCCCAACUCUUCCAAUUGCAUCUCCCCAUUGUACGGUGCUCUGUUCGGUCGUGCUAGAGGAUCUUAAAUUAUUUGUUUCAACUCUUUCAUCGUGGCUUUAAAAUAGAAUUGUCCUUUCGUUGACCUGAAAGUCGUUGCCCAACAUAUUCGGCUACAGCUCCGCGGCAGGGUCCGAGACUUGCAGAGUCCAUAAUGGAAUGAGGAGAUGCUCCACAGCUGAAGAAGGCAUAUCUCUGGUAAUUUCCUAGUUCAUUUUAAUCUGUUUCCCUCUGCUGAUUCUUCAGAAAUGUGCUUGCUGUGCUGCAUCUUGAAUCUAUGGUUUGUGUCUCAAGCCCUGUAGAUAUGGUGCCGAUUCACGAAUUGUUUAGAAUGUCCGAUGAGAACAAAAGACACUAUUGAUGUGGAUAGAGAGGCAGUGUCCUGAGGAUAUGGAUAUAUCCCUAGAGAAUGUUGAUUUAUGUGUCAGCGGCAGUGUCCUGACGAUAUGAAUAUAUCCCUAUAGAAUGUGGAUUUAUAGGUCAAGUCAGUAGGAUGAAGCAUCAAGGGGUAAGGGGUAUUUCGAAAUCUUGUGGGAAUAUGUGAUUGAUUUAUCCAUCUGUGUUUCUGAAAGAACUCUGAAGAUUACCUUGGGUUUAGAGGCUUUUGCUGCUCUGGUUGCGCCUGAACCUCUCUAUCGUCUACCUUUCUUGUACAGGAGGAUCAGAACAAGGAGAACCAAAAAUGACGUCACAGAAGGACCUCUUUGAAGUUUCAGGGCCAACGUAUUUGACAUACGUGAACUGGAACUGCCCUCACCACCGGCGAUCCGUCAUGGCAAGUCUUGUGCAGGGCGUGUACGUCCUAGAGCGCGACCGGCAGUGCAACCGGCAGGGUCCCGACGCCCGCGCGCCGGCGUGGUGGAGCUUCUUCCACUUCGAGCUGCGGCAGGUGCUCAUCGACGCCGCCGACGGCUCCAUCUUCGGCGCCGUCUACGCGUUCCAGCCGCCGCUCCACCUCCUGGACCCGACGGCCGCCGCCAGCGCCCCGCACUACGUCGUCGCCUUCCGCGGGACCAUCGCCAAGAAGGGCUCGGCAAAGCGGGACCUGGAGCUGGACCUGCAGCUGGUCCGCAACGGGCUGGAAGGCAAGUCCCGGUUCCGCGCCGCCAUGCAGGCGAUCCACGACACUCUGGCGACGGCGGCCGGGCAGCACGACCGCGUCUGGCUGGCGGGCCACUCGCUGGGCUCGGCCAUCGCGACGCUAGGCGCCAAGACCCUGGUCAGGGCGGGCGCCCCCGCCCUGCCCACGUUCCUCUUCAACGCGCCGUUCGUGUCGGCGCCGGUGGAGCGGAUCGGGGACCGGCGGCUGAGGCAGGGCAUCCGCAUCGCCAACAGCUUCGUCACGGCAGGCGUGGCGGCCGUCCUGAAGCGAGGCGGCGGCGGCGGUGCUGUGCACGACGCGGCGUUCGCGGCGAUGGCGGCCUGGGUGCCGAACCUGUUCGUGAACCCUGCGGACCCGAUCAGCGCCGAGUACGUGGGGUACUUCGACCACCGCAGGAAGAUGGAGGCCAUCGGGGCCGGCGGCGUGGGGAGGCUGGCGACGAGGAACUCGGUGAAGGACCUGCUGCUGGGCAUUGGGAAGGGUGGAAGCGGCUGCGAGCCGCUGCACCUGUUCCCGUCUGCCGUGCUGACGGUGAACCGCGGGCCGUCGCCGGACUUCAAGACCGCGCACGGGAUCCACCAGUGGUGGCGGCCCGACCUGUCACUAUCACUGGAGUGUACCGCGCAUUACUACACUUGAAACCUUGUGAUCAUGAUGCGUGGUGCUGGAGAUCCAAGACCAAGAGAGUGUAUUGAGUUGUGAUGAC
Molecule: messenger RNA, 2013 nt
Organism: Sorghum bicolor (sorghum)
Lineage: Eukaryota; Viridiplantae; Streptophyta; Magnoliopsida; Poales; Poaceae
Product: GDSL esterase/lipase At4g10955
Exons: 2
Coding region: 888-1946 (352 amino acids)
Biological process (GO): lipid metabolic process
Source: RefSeq, a predicted model, not a curated record